UUGUUUUUGUUUGUUCCUUCGUCAACGUUUUUGCGCUUGGCCUUCAAUAGUGCAAAUUACAGGGAGGGCUAAAGACACCAAAAACAGAGAUGCCCCCUUUGGGAAAUCUGGAGGUGCUCCUGGUCGACGCCCAUGGCCUGCACAAUACUGAAUUUCUAAGUAAGAUGGAUCCUUAUGUUUUCCUAAAAUACCAAACUCAGGAGCACAAGAGCAAAGUUGCAUCCAAUGAAGGCAGCAAUCCAGAAUGGAAUGAGACAUUUGUUUUCAAGCUCUCAGAAGGGGCUUCUGAUCUGCUUAUCAGAAUACUGGACAAGGAUAGAUUCAGCGCCGAUGAUUUUCUUGGAGAAGCAAUUAUUCCAUUGAAAGGAGUGUUGACGGAAGGAAGCAUACUCCCUACACCUUAUAAUGUGGUUCUCAUGGACAAGACUUACUGUGGGCAGAUCAAAGUGGGACUCACCUUCACUCCCAAGGCAAAGUGUUAUGUGGAAGAAGAAGAAGAGGAGGUGGAGGGAGGCUGGAAAGAAGGAUCUUUAUAACUGAUUUUAGCUACCUGCCAAUCCAGGUUCAUAGCUUAUAAAUCGUUGAAUAUUAGUCUUCUUAUUAAAUAUUUCUGGUGUGAAAUAGGCCGAAGUUUUGACGAGUAGUUAGUUGAAGUCGAGGAUUGGCCCUUAAUAAUUACUAUCAUUGUCUAUGUUAUUGACGGAGUUAUACAAUGAAAGUUGUCAUAAACAAAAUAUAUAGUUUUAAGAGUGAUUUUAUUUUUAAAUGUAUUUUA
Cryptomeria japonica (Japanese cedar) is the source of this 775-nucleotide messenger RNA. RefSeq names its product elicitor-responsive protein 3. Bases 90 to 536 code for a protein of 148 amino acids. The transcript has 5 exons. Lineage: Eukaryota; Viridiplantae; Streptophyta; Pinopsida; Cupressales; Cupressaceae. The record is from RefSeq and is a predicted model, not a curated record.